This is a messenger RNA of Miniopterus natalensis, 1428 nucleotides long. RefSeq names its product stromelysin-1-like. The record is from RefSeq and is a predicted model, not a curated record. Gene Ontology annotation, biological process: proteolysis; collagen catabolic process; extracellular matrix organization. Lineage: Eukaryota; Metazoa; Chordata; Mammalia; Chiroptera; Miniopteridae. Gene Ontology annotation, cellular component: extracellular matrix. Gene Ontology annotation, molecular function: metalloendopeptidase activity; zinc ion binding.
AUGAGGAACCUUCCUGUGCUGCUGUUGCUGUGUGUGGCCGUUUGCUCAGCCCGGCCACUGGAAGGAGCUGCAAGGGACAAAGAUAACAGCAUGGACCUGGUUCAGCACUACCUAGAAAACUACUACAACCUUGCAAAGGAUGUGGAAAAGUUUGUUAGAAGAAAGGACAGUAGCCCGGUUGUUAAAAAAAUCCAAGAAAUGCAGAACUUCCUGGGACUGAAGGUGACGGGGAAGCUGGACUCAGACACACUGGAGGUGAUGCACAAGCCCAGGUGCGGGGUCCCUGAUGUUCGAGAAUUCAGGACCUUUCCUGGCAUGCCAAAGUGGAGGAAAACUCACCUUACCUACAGGAUUGUGAAUUACACACUGGAUUUGCCAAGAGAAGCUAUUGAUUCUGCCUUUGAGAAAGCUCUGAAAGUCUGGGAGGAGGUGACUCCACUGACAUUCUCCAAGAUUUAUGAAGGAGAGGCUGACAUAAUGAUCAGUUUUGCAGUUGGAGCACAUGGAGACUUUUUCUCUUUUGAUGGACCUGGAAAAUCUUUGGCUCAUGCCUUUCCACCUGGGCCAGGAAUGAACGGAGAUGCUCACUUUGAUGAUGAUGAACACUGGACAAAGGAUACAUCAGGGAUCAAUUUAUUCCUCGCUGCUGCUCAUGAACUUGGCCAUUCCCUGGGUCUCGAACACUCAAAGAACCCUGAAGCUUUGAUGUUCCCGGUGUACAACCCACUCACAAACCUGGCCAGGUUCCGCCUCUCUCGGGAUGACGUGGAUGGCAUCCAGUCCCUGUACGGACCCCCCGCUGCUUCCCCCAACGACCCUGUGGUGCCCACAGAGCCCGCGCCUCCUGAGACACCUGCCAUGUGCGAUCCUACUUUGUCCUUCGACGCAGUCAGCACUCUGAGGGGAGAGAUCCUGUUCUUUAAAGACAGGUAUUUUUGGCGCAAACCCCUAAGGACCCUUGAACCUGGGUUUUAUCUGAUCUCUUCAUUUUGGCCGUCUCUUCCUUCUGGAGUGGAUGCUGCCUAUGAAGAUACGACCAAGGAUAUUGUUUUCAUUUUUAAAGGAAAUCAGUUCUGGGCCGUCCGAGGAAGUGAGAUUCAAGCAGGUUACCCUAGAGGCAUCCAAACCCUGGGUUUUCCGCCAACAGUAAGGAAAAUAGAUGCAGCCGUUUUUGAUAAAGAAAAGAGGAAAACAUACUUCUUUGUAGAGGACAAAUACUGGAGAUUUGAUGAGAAGAAACGCUCUAUGGAUCUGGGCUUUCCCAGGCGAAUCGUGGAAGACUUUCCAGGGGUUGGCCCAAAGGUCGAUGCUGUUUUUGAAUCAUUUGGGUUUUUCUAUUUCUUCAGUGGCUCUUCGCAGUUGCAGUUUGACCCAAAUGCAAAGAGAGUGACACAUAUUUUGAAGAGUAACAGCUGGUUUAACUGUUAG